AUGGGCAACGGCGACGCCACACUAGACAAGCAGCCGCAGGCGGGACAUGGCAUAGGCGACGUUAUCUUCAUCCUCGCCAAGGCUAGAAUAUUGGCUCACCACUUCGAUAUUCAUUCGUCCGAGAAUCCGACUUCACAUCUCAAUCCCACCUUAUAUAUCGAGGCGUUCGUGAGCUAUUCUAUCGAGUUCUCGUCUUUUCCCGAUUUCGCUGGAAACGACUCAAACCCAAACACGUUCUCUGACAACCUGCUGAACAAUCUUGGCCAGCUUCAAGGCACAAAGCCAUACGUCCGGGUUGGGGGAAAUACCCAGGAUAUCUACCUUUACAAUGCGUCCCUGGCUUACGGUCUCAAUGGAACCUUCGACUACUCUCGGUCGGCUGACUACCCUACUAUCAUAUAUAUCGGACCAUCUUACUUCGAGUCAUACAACCAGUGGCCCGGUGUCAAGUUCUCCCAUGGCUUUAACUUGGGCCAGGGCGCUAACAAUUCAGCUGGUUGGCAGACCCUCGUCGACACCGUACCUCUGGUAUGCAAGGCGCUGGGGCCGGAGAAGCUUGACGUCUGGGAGUAUGGCAACGAGCCAGAUUUGUUCUCCACCGGAAAGCAGAACCUGAUCCGACCACCGGAUUGGAAUGAGACAACAUAUGUGAGCCAGUGGCUCAACGGAACCCGUGAAAUCCGGGCUCGCCUUCAGGAUGCCUGCCCGGAGCUGUUGGAGAACGACCUGUACGGCUACAUGGCUGCUUCAAUUGCUGGGUUCAACAACACGCUCAAGGUUCCGAUCGUUUGGGAGGACGGUAUCAACCAAGACGGCAGUAUUAAACUGUUUUCCACCCACAAUUACAUCAGUGGUGCUGAUGUACCUGGCGUCACCCUUCAGGGGACGCUUUUGAACCACUCGGUGACAGUCGCCUCUGUUGACCCUCACAUCACCGAGUACAACAAGGCCACAAAUAACAGUGGUUCACCGCCACUUAUCUUUGGCGAGACGAAUUCCCUCUACCAUCAGGGCAAGCCAGGUUUAUCGAAUGCAUUCGGUGCUGCGCUGUGGGGCAUCGAUUUCAACUUGUACAGUGCUUCGGUCGGCUUCAAGAGGAUUCACAUGCACCAAGGUACCAACUAUCGCUACGGCUUCUGGCAGCCAAUACAGACUGCCAACGCCAGCAUCGGCACCAAAGCUCCAUACUACGGCAGCAUUGCUGUGGCUGCCUUCCUUGGAAACACCAUCGAGACCCCGGUGAGCGUUGCCAAUAUACCGCUCUCCACGGACACCGAAGCUAGUUAUGCCGCAUACUCCGCAGACGGCGGCGAAUUGCUGCGGGCGAUCAUCAUCAACAUGAACGGCUACAACACAACAGUCGACGGCUCUGGUCUCGGUAUCAGCCCCAACAUCACCACUCGCAUUUCACGUACCUACACCUUUGACGUCUCCGGCGGCAACUUGAGCACCGGGGACAGGGUCGCGGUCCAGAGGCUAUACGCGAACGGCAGCGACGCGAUCACGGGUAUCACGUGGGACGGGUGGAGCUACAACUACGAAUUGGACAGCGGGAGGCCGGUCAGGCUGAGCAAUGUAACGAUUGGCGAGUACGUGGUGGUGGACGCGAAUGGGACGGUCGAGGUCAGUGUGCCGGAUUCGAGCGCUGCGCUGUUGAGCCUCACCGGCAACGGCACGGUGCCCGGAUCCACUGUACCGGCCCCACCGGUUGCCAACACCGCCCGUGGUGCUCGUGGGUCUCUGCUGCGGAAUUCGUGGUGA
Molecule: messenger RNA, 1761 nt
Organism: Diaporthe amygdali
Lineage: Eukaryota; Fungi; Ascomycota; Sordariomycetes; Diaporthales; Diaporthaceae
Product: glycoside hydrolase family 79 protein
Exons: 5
Coding region: 1-1761 (586 amino acids)
Source: RefSeq, a predicted model, not a curated record